Messenger RNA from Hypoxylon fragiforme, 1708 nucleotides. Its product is annotated as YT521-B-like domain-containing protein. Lineage: Eukaryota; Fungi; Ascomycota; Sordariomycetes; Xylariales; Hypoxylaceae. Gene Ontology annotation, molecular function: RNA binding. The record is from RefSeq and is a predicted model, not a curated record. The transcript has 2 exons. The coding region runs from base 654 to 1100 and encodes 148 amino acids.
GUACAGACAGGUUAGUAAGCAAAUAUUCUAAAUACAAGAUGAGCUAUCUGACUAAUACUUGACCCCAGACCCUCAACGACCGACCUGGCAGCAUAAUUGAGUUUUGCGAGGAACCAUUCGAUGGAUCUAUUCUGUCUCAAGGCACUCGCCAGUCUGUCGCAAAUACGUUGAUUAGCGACGUUCGAGGCCGUGGUCCUGGACCCGAACCAUACAGCCUUGGCGUCGGUCGUUAUACCGGAGGAGACUACGUUUCGCAGGAAAGUCUCUACGAGCAGAGCCGAGGCCGUUCGGCCACGCCCGUCGGUCGUUACAAUCCUGCAAGUGGCAUGAAUGAACUGUCUGGAUACCGCGAGCGGGAGUAUCCCAUGUCUCUUCACGAAAGGCCCAACCGCCCAACCGCAACCGCCGAGUCGGGAUCGAAAUACACUCAACCAUCUGCAAACACUAACCUCAACCCACCCAGUGUUAUCAUCAAGACUGAGGAACUCAACGAGAUCGAGAACGCUGUUGUUCCGGUCAAGCGCGAGAUGCCCGAAGAGCGUGAGAACCUCGGCGUUAUUCCUAAACAGCCCAUGUUCCCCACGGACCAGGGUGGUAAGCAAAAACCUCUAAAGCAUCGGCUAUGCCUUCCUGCUAUUGUGACUGUCUAACAAAUGUUUCAUUUUACAGGCGUCUGCUACUACGUAAUGCGGACGAAUUCCUAUAAUCUUAUCAGAAAGUCCCAGGCCACGGGACUCUGGUCGACCAAGCUUGCGACAUCGUGGCUCUUGACCAAGGCAUUCAACAGUGGAAAGACCGUGGUUCUAUUCUUCGCGGUGGUCCAGUCCGGGGCGUUUGAGGGCUAUGCCGUUAUGAAAUCCCCACCAGGUCCACUUAACCCACGCUACAACACGCGGUUGCGGGGGCCCGCGACGACGAGGCUGUCGGAGCCCUUCCAGGUCGAAUGGCGGUGCAAAAAGCAUAUCGACAACCGAUUGCUGGCUAGUAUUAGACGUCGAUCUAAUAACCAGCCGGCAACGCAGACUGACGACGGCGGCGUCAUCGACGACUACGCCGGUCGUCGAAUGGUUGAGGCUAUGGAUUCUCUACCCCAGAACUGAAUCUAGAAAGAUCUGGCGUGGAGAGGUUUAAGAGGAAGAAAGAAGGAGGAGUAUAUGAAGGAUGAGGGCAUAUAAAGCUGCGCGAUCUCGGUUCAGCCUCGAUAACUGUCACUAACAAUUUCGCGACUGGUAUUUGCGCAUCGAAUGAACGUUGCAGACGAAAGAUGAGUUGAUCUUCGUCGCCAUUCGAUCUUUUCGUUUUCAUUUUCGUUUGCGUUGAUUUUCCGGCAUUUCACCACUGAGUACCUACCAAGGGCCUGUCUUAGGUACGCCGAGAUGGUCUCCAUGAAGGAGCCUCUCUGGAUGACGAGGUUAGGCCUCGGUGUGCCUUACAUUAUGGGAGCCCCGUCAUUAUUUGCGCUGAAUUCGCGUACGGCCGUGGGGGAGGGAUAUUCUUUUUUUUUCUUUGCGAUUGCAUUUGGGGUCUAUAGUUGGCCCGGGCGUUAAAGGCCCUUACGGAUUGAGUUAUUUGCUCGUGGAUACAUUCCGAGCCCAAGAAAGGACCACUGGAGAAUAGUCGGGAAAUACAGACCUCUGAAGUCUUCUUAUCGUUACCUACUUAGUUAGGCUUAUCAUGGAAUUGACCAUUGAAUUCAUGGAAUAUCUCA